GUGAAGGGAAUGAAGCGGUCCUCUGUUUGUGUGCAUGCCAAAAGUUUGGCUUGUUGGUUUUUUUUCUUUUCACUUUCAACUUUUCAAAAAGGUGGUAUAAGAAAAAACAAACUCUUCUUUUGCUACUAUCAUUAUGUAGUCUAUGGACCAACCCACUAUACCCUUUGUUGCCUGCUAUAAGUACCCGACAGCCCUUCUUCCAACAUGUUCAUCCAGCAUCUCUCUCUCUCUCUCUCUCUCUCUGAUCUCAGAGCCAUGGCUGUUCCUUUGGUUCUAAAGUUUCUCAUAUUAGCACUUCAAGUGUUUGCUUCUUCGUUUCUGAGAGUUGCACAUGCUGCUGAUGCCUUUGUGUCGUCUAGAGCUGUGUACUAUCCAAACUCUGAAUCGUCUGGAACAGAUGUUGGUGCAUGUGGGUUCGGCAAAUUUGGUGCAAGCCUCAAUGGUGGUGAUGUCUCUGCAUCUGCUCAGCUCUACAGAAAUGGUGUCGGCUGCGGCGCUUGUUACCAGGUGAAGUGCACUAACACGGACUACUGCUCAGACCAAGGCGUGACAGUGGUCGUCACUGACUUCGGCGCGAGUGACGGCGCUGACUUUAUACUCAGCCAGCAUGCCUUCUCAAGGAUGGCAGUUAACCAGACCUCGGCCUCUUCUCUCUUACAGCUUGGUGUAGUCAAUGUCCAAUACACAAGGGUUUCUUGCAGGUACCCCAACACCAACAUGAGGUUCAAGAUCGAUGAAAGCAGCAACUUCCCUCACUACUUGGCGCUCCUCAUAUGGAACCAACAGGGCACGAAGGACGUAAUUGCUGUCCAAUUGUGUGAAACUACCAAGUUCCGAUGCAAGUUGGUGGACCGAAGCCAUGGGGCUGUGUGGACAGUGGUGGAGCCACCGACAGGGCCGUUGCUGGUGAGGAUGUUGGUGAGCGGUGGGCAGGAGGGGGAUGAGACCUGGCUCGUCCCCACCAACGUCAUACCUCAAGAUUGGAAAGCUGGAGAUGUCUAUGACUCUGGGGUGCAAUUACAGGCUUAGGAAUUAUAUUCAUAUGUUUCUCUUGGGAAUUAUAUUCAUAUGUGUGUCCGUUAUUUCUUUUAGGGUUUUGCAUUUUCACUUUUCUUACGCAUGCAGUUUGAGUCAUUACCUUUGUUGGUAGAGUUUGAUUCAUGGCGUAAUUUUAUAAUUGGGGUUUUCCUGUUGGGGCUUCUAAUCUUCUUCUCUAAAACUUGGGGCUAUGUGUUGGUUGGUGUUUGUAACUUUUUUAAAGCAAGUUGCUUGGUGAUUAAAUAUGGCAAUCUCCUGUCUCUCUCUCUCUCUCUCGAUAUUGUGGACGGCAACGAUU
Molecule: messenger RNA, 1336 nt
Organism: Nymphaea colorata (pocket water lily)
Lineage: Eukaryota; Viridiplantae; Streptophyta; Magnoliopsida; Nymphaeales; Nymphaeaceae
Product: expansin-like B1
Exons: 5
Coding region: 205-1029 (274 amino acids)
Cellular component (GO): extracellular region
Source: RefSeq, a predicted model, not a curated record